GAAAAGGUCCUAUUUGUCCAAACCUGUGCCUGUUUUGCGCGUGAGAGAGAGAUAGAGUGCGCGCGCGUGUGUGUGAGCGAGAGAACUGGGAAGCUCUCGGAAGAAGGGGAUUCUUGGAGAGAAGAAACCUCUGGCGAAGGCAGGCGGGCGAAAAGGGGAGCCGUUCCUAGAUAUAAGGACAUUUCUACCAUCGCCUGCCGUCACGUGACAUAAUUACCACUCGAAUCAAUCAAGAUGAAUUGCACGUCAGCACACGGUGGGAUUUUUCCCCCCUUGGUGGUGGCUGCUCCUGCCCAAAGCCUCGCGCGCAGAUAGAUGGGGCUCCUCCGGCUCCCACGCGCUGGCUCGGCUGCUGCUGCUGCUGCCGCCGCUGCCUGCUCGCCCUCGCCCAGAGGCAGCAGCAGCUGGAGGAGGAGAAGACAUGAGUGACUUUGACGACUGCGGCAGCCACGGGGCCUCCAGCAUGUACCUCCCCGGGUGCGCCGCCGCCGCCGCCUAUUACGUCUCCUCCUCGGAUUUCUCCGGCAAGCCCGCGUUCCUGUCCCAGUCGCCCUCCUGUCAAAUGAGUUUCCCUUACGCCUCCAACCUGCCUCCCCAUGUGCAACCGGUGCGCGAAGCGGCGGCGGCGGCUUUCAGGGACUACGCGGGAGGCGGCGGCGGCGGCGCAGGCGGAGGCAGCAAGUGGCCCUACCGAGGCGGCAGCUACGCGCCCAGCAGCUACUACGAGGAGGUGAUGCACGGCAGGGACUUUCUGCAGCCGGCCACCCGCAGGACAGACGUGCUCUUCAAGGCAGAUCCCGUGUGCGGAGCCCACCACCACCACGGGGCCGCCGCCGCUUCCGCAGCUGCUGCGGCCGCCGCCGCCGCUGCCGCCAACUUCUACAGCGCAGUGGGCAGGAACGGGAUCCUCCCGCAGGGCUUUGACCAGUUUUACGAGGCGGCGCAUGGCGGCGGCGGAGGCGGAGGAGGAGGCACCCCCUACCCGGAGCCAGAGGGCGACAAGGGCGACCUCAAGCUCCCCAGCAACACUUGUGGCAAAGCUUCCCCGCUGCCAGGCCAGGAAAAGAAAUUGACAAGUGAGGGCAACGCCGAGUCCCCCCGGGGGGAGGCCAGACCGGACAAGAGCAGCAGCAGCAACAGCAGCAGCAGCAGCAGCAACACCACUUCAGUUUCCCCCUUUCCUGAAUGUCCAGCACUUCCCCAGCGAUCCCGGAAAAAGAGAUGCCCUUACACGAAAUACCAGAUAAGAGAACUGGAACGGGAAUUUUUCUUCAACGUGUACAUAAACAAGAGAAAGACUCCAGCUGUCUAGAAUGCUGAACCUCACGGAUCGACAAGUCAAAAUAUGGUUCCAAAAUCGACGGAUGAAAGAAAAGAAA
Molecule: messenger RNA, 1379 nt
Organism: Lacerta agilis (Sand lizard)
Lineage: Eukaryota; Metazoa; Chordata; Lepidosauria; Squamata; Lacertidae
Gene: HOXD11
Product: homeobox D11
Biological process (GO): anatomical structure development; regulation of transcription by RNA polymerase II
Cellular component (GO): nucleus
Molecular function (GO): DNA-binding transcription factor activity, RNA polymerase II-specific; RNA polymerase II cis-regulatory region sequence-specific DNA binding
Source: RefSeq, a predicted model, not a curated record